Molecule: messenger RNA, 1455 nt
Organism: Dioscorea cayenensis subsp. rotundata (Guinea yam)
Lineage: Eukaryota; Viridiplantae; Streptophyta; Magnoliopsida; Dioscoreales; Dioscoreaceae
Exons: 8
Coding region: 1-1278 (425 amino acids)
Source: RefSeq, a predicted model, not a curated record
AUGGGAAAGCGUAAACGGUUGAAUAUCACUAAGACAAAUCGCACUUCGACUUCUCAACAACAAUCCGAAUCAGGCUCAUUAUCUGAACAACAAUCUGUGUUUUUAGGAACUGAGCUUUCACCAAAUGAACCUCGACAACAAUUUGAACAACCAUCAACUUCAUGUAAUGCUAAGCCAAAAAAAGUUCGAGGUCCUACACGUAUGGCUGAUAUUUGGGAUUUGAAUAAUGAAGAACGAGUUGUUGUCAAGUUAAACGAUCACCGUAUACCAAUUGGAGAAGAAGCUACUAAAUUAACUCGAUUUAUCGGUAGUAUGAUGCGAAUGCCUAACUUUGCACCUAUUACUUACACAACUUGGCAUGAGUUCCCAGAUUCUACAAAGGAAGAAAUAUGGAAAGUAAUCGAGACCAAAUUCACAUUUGAGUUGUUGCAUUCACAUGAGAAUGAUGAGUCUUUAAAUGAAAAUACAACUCAAAUGGUUAAGAGUUGGAUAGUGUCUGAUAUGAGUACUAAGUGGAGGCAAUGGAAGAAUUUUUUGAAGUCCAAAUAUUAUGAUGAACACAAGACAGUAGAGGAAAUGGCCUCAAAGAUUGAUGAUCCUCGAGUAGACAAACAACAAUUUUUGGUAAUUGCUACUUAUUGGUUGACUGACAAAGCGAAGGAACAAAGUGAGACAAAUAGAACAAAUCGUUCAAAAUCUGAUGAACCCCAUUGUGCAGGAACAAGAUCAUUCCCUACUAUUAUUCAAACUGUGACUGAAGAAUCUAAUGGAAUUCCACCAUCACGUGCUGAAAUGUAUAUACGCACUCGUACCCGUAAAGAUGGAAGUGUUGUGAAUGAAAAAGCAGCUUCUGUUGUGGAACUUAUGAAGAAAGGAUUAAGUGAAAGUAAUUCACAAGAUCCUAAAAGGUGUUCAUGGGAAAAUGAUGUGUAUUCACAAGUUAAAGGACCAGAGAAAAGAGGGCGUAUUCGUUGUAUGGGAACAAUUUCUACUUCAUCAAGCAAGUCUGGUCCUUCAUGUUCUCAAAUCAUAUAUCAUAAUGAAGUACAAGAUUUGAAGGCUGAGGUUCAAGGAUUGAAGGAAGCUUUAACUACUGUGAUUUCAUUAUUUCAAAAACAAUUUCCUAAUGAGAACAUGGAGGUCCUAAAUGCUGUGACUCGCAUAGUCAAUGGAGAGGUACCUGAUGCUUCUAGUGCUCAACAAACGCCGCGUGGGAAUAAUCAUUCUCAUGAAUCAAGUCAUCAAGUAAAUCCAAAUGCAUCAAGUGAUGCCGUUUAGAAGAUGACAUCGGUUCUACUUGGGAAAAUUCUUGUUGCUUUAUUGGGUUGUUAGACAUGAAAUGAAAGUAGUUUAUUUUUGUGUUAGAUUUGAAAUUGAGGGAAGAACUCUUGGUUGUCAAGAUUGAAUGGUGGUUUAUUUUUGGACAUAUACCUUAUAAAUAUAUGUUUGUGGUGA